AUGGUUGGUGUACGUGCUUUUCUGGAUGAAUUUUGUCCACCAAUCACCGUUUCGGAAUGCUGUACUGCUCGCUUCGAUUGCCCAUCCAUAUACAUAUUGGAAGUGCGGUUGCUUCCUGAUGGCUCUUUGCCUUUCCCAUAUAGACCAACACCACAGUUUCUUCGCUUUACUCGAUACCCUCGUUUUGGCCAGCAGCACGAUGUUCCAGAGCGUGAUGAAACAACCAAUACUUCAGUAACCAGA
Loa loa (African eye worm) is the source of this 243-nucleotide messenger RNA. RefSeq names its product F-box associated region family protein. NCBI's taxonomy places the organism in Eukaryota, Metazoa, Nematoda, Chromadorea, Rhabditida, Onchocercidae. The transcript is spliced from 2 exons. The annotation marks the transcript as partial. The record is from RefSeq and is a predicted model, not a curated record.